This is a messenger RNA of Dermacentor andersoni, 2354 nucleotides long. RefSeq names its product putative nuclease HARBI1. Lineage: Eukaryota; Metazoa; Arthropoda; Arachnida; Ixodida; Ixodidae. The record is from RefSeq and is a predicted model, not a curated record.
UGGGGUGCGAUUUUGUAGCAAUUCUAUUACUUUUUCCAUGCCUUUUGCCGCCAUCACUGAGCAGCCAUUGGUCGAAAAUGACCGGGCCGCGCCCAUUUUGUCUGUCAAUCACGCGACGUCAGGAACCCGCAAAAACUGUAAUCGUCAUCGUGACGUUGAGGCACUCAUUAUGCGGAGCAAAAGGCACGGAUUUUUGGAACGGCCAGAGGCAGGGUCGUUUCCGAAGGCAUGAAAAAAAUGGCCGCCCCUCUGAUCGCUAUGGCCGUGGCUCUUCGCCGUCGCCGACGUGAACAGGGAGAGCCAGACGACGCGUUUGACAUGCCGGAUGACCAUUUUCGACGGCGUUUUCGCCUCUCGAAGGGAACGGUGCGGUUGUUGUGCGAGGAACUGGCGGGGGAACUAGAAGCUGAGCGAGCGACGGGACUGUCGGUGGAGCGGAAAGUGUUGUGUGCGCUGCGCUUCUUUGCUACCGGGAGCUUCCAAGCGUCCGUUGGGAGCGAGGAGACGAUCCGUGUGUCGCAGUCGACGGUGAGCGAGUGCGUGCGACGUGUGGCAGAGGCUGUCGUGAACGCAGGGGCCCGCAACAAGUGGGUCCAUUUUCCAAAGACAGCCGAGGAAAAGGCAGCCGUGAAGGAGGGUUUCCUUCGGCGCGGCGUUAUCCCCGGCGUCAUCGGAUGCGUAGACGGCAGCCUCAUAGCCAUCAUCGCACCCAAGGGUGAGCGCAAGGCUGUGUUCAUGUGCCGCAAGGGAUACUACGCCCUCAACUGCAUGUUCAUCUGCGACGCGGACAUGAAAAUCUUGGCCUUGGACCCUAUGCGACCGGGGUCGGACCACGACGCUUUUGUCUGGCGGACGACAUGGUUGCGCCGGCGGUUCCAAGCGGGGCGCAUCGUGAAUGCCGGGGAAUACCUCCUCGGUGACAGUGGCUACCCCUUGGAGCCGUGGCUCCUUACCCCGGUUCCUGGCCAUCCUCCAGUGCACACAGCCGAGGGGCAGUACAACACAGCACAUGCCGCCAUGCGUUCCGUAGUGGAGAGGUGCAUUGGGCUCUUAAAGAGCCGUUUCCGCUGUCUUCAGCGAUAUCGCACCCUCCUCUACGAGCCGGAACGUGCAGCCAACAUUGUCGCGGCAUGUGCUGUGUUGCACAACCUUCGCCUUUCUGAAGGCGACGAGUCAGGCGAUGACAGUGAUGACGACAGCAGCAGCGGCAGUAGUAGUAGUGAGCUUGACAAUAACGGCGACCCCAUGCCACACAGUCUGCCCCGUAACACGGGCUCUAGAAUGCACUACUUGAGAGGGCGGGCUGUUCGCGACAAUGUCAUUGGCAUGUUUGGAACAACCCGUGCGCAGCACAUGCGUUAUUUGAGGAGCGUGCGGCGGCAGCUGCGACGUCAACAGCAGCGUCAGCAUCGUUAGGUGCAUGCACACAGUUUUAAGUAAUUGCAUUGUGCAUUUCAUGCUGUGAAAUUGCAGAUACAUUUCCCGUGCUAAGUUGUAGUUGAUGUCUGCGUAAUGCAAAGCAUUCAUGAUUUGUUGAGAAAUGUAAAAGUUGUUAAAAAAAUUAAAUUAUGGGCUUUUACGUGCCACAACCACUUUCCGAUUAUGAGGCACGCCGUAGUGGAGGGCUCCGGAAAUUUCGACCACCUGGGGUUCUUUGACGUGCACCUAAAUCUAAGUACACGGGUGUUUUCGCAAUGCAGCCGCCGUGGCCGGGAUUCGAUCCCUCGUGCUCAGCAGCCUAACACCAUAGCCACUGAGCAACCACGGUGGGUACAUAAAAGUUGUGUAGUGAAGGGUUAUGUAAAGCCUGCACUUAUAGUAAGUAAAACAGUAUCGUUAGAGGUGACAUGAGAUUGAAAGCAAGCUAAAAAUAAGUGCAUAUUCAAAGUGUCUGCCACAAUUUGCUUGCUGCUGCUGUCGUCAUCUAGAUGCAUGUAGCCCGAUUCUUACUCGUAUCCCCUUACGCAUUGAUGGACAUAAGCACCUGUCUCCUCACUUUCUACUAGCACAGAGAAGCUCACAGAAGCCAAGAUGUACAGUGCACGUCACACCUUCCGCUCCAUGGAACGUGCUGUUGCACGCGCAGCUUCUAGGUCCUCCACCAUUUUGUCUCGCAACAACGGCAAAGUUCCUUUCGAGUGACGAAAAUGCCGUCCAACUGGUCAUCCGACAUGUCAAACGCUGUGGCUCCCGUGAAGUGUGUGCACGCACGAGCAGUUGAUAGAUUUUAACAAAGUGACCUCACUUGUAUAUAGCAGAACUCAGCAAUGUUAAUCAGUAAUAUUUGUACAGUGCAAGCUAGCACUAGAAAUGUGGUUGCGAUGUGUAAAUAAAAGCACUAGAGGAAAACUGCA